Fraxinus pennsylvanica is the source of this 540-nucleotide messenger RNA. Lineage: Eukaryota; Viridiplantae; Streptophyta; Magnoliopsida; Lamiales; Oleaceae. The record is from the annotation of a GenBank genome assembly.
AUGAUGCUGACUGGUAAUAGAAGGAAGACAGUGAAGGAGUCUAGUUGUGUGGGGAACCGAAAACCACGCUGCGCCGUCGACGAUUUGAGCGGGAGCGUUCUUGGAGGAUUUACUGCUUUGGUAUCGGCAGCUGCUUUGAAGGAUCAAGUCAAGGGAGUAGUAUUGCUACAUUCUGUUGGAAAAUUUGGGGAUGCCAAUAGUGGAACCAAUGAUUCUGAAGAAACAGCCUUGCGGAUAUUCAUGGUAAAGCCACUGAAGGAAAUUUUUCAGCGUGUGGUUCUUGGAUUUUUGUUUUGGCAAGCCAUGGAAUUGGUGGUAGUUUGCAUAUGGCUGUUCAGGUGGUUAGUUUUUGAUAUAACCACUGUUAUCCUACCCAAGAUGGAGAAAUUGAGAGUUGAGAGCGAGUUCCUGUGGGUGGAAAUGUUGGUGUCUUGUUCGUCGGCAGCGGCAUUAUUGUUGGUAGUAGAGGUGGUGGUGGAAGUUAUGGAAUCACCAUCUGCGACGGUGAUGAUCGGAGUAAUUCCCAUUGUUCGGUGGUAA